AUGCUGCAAGCCAAAAACAAUGCCGAAAGUCGCACCUCCACGGCAUCCAUCUUGUCCGCAUUGAAGGGAGUCUCCACAUUCGGGUUUCACUCCAGACGACAACUUUCGUCCAGCGGAAUAUCCAACAGCAGUGCCAUUGAGAAACAUCGAAGGUCGACGUUGGCAUCCGUCAAUGGCGUGAAAAUGGGAGAAUCAAAAAACGACAACAGUGAUCACAAACGAAUGGUCACAACAUCGCAAACAACAAAGUCCACUAGUCCGUGUUUGAAUGAAAGUACGACAACUCGCAAGAGCUCGGAUCAGUUUCUACUGCGAGUAUCGUCGUUGGAACCGGCUGCCAUUGCCGAAGAGGAAGGAGAAAUGGGAGGGGAAGCCGGAACGAUGCCUCGAGUUUCGGCUCAUAGUAGUGGAAACGAUAUUGACAUGGGGCAAGACGGGAGUGCCUUGGGGUCUUUGGUUUUCAACAACGACAAUAACAAUCGUAAUCGCCACCCGGUUGUGGAAGUGCAGGUGGACCAUCCACCGCGCGUGAUUGGCUCGACAAGUAGAGUGUUUGGUGGGAUCUCCGACGAUGAAGACAUCUCGGACGACGAAGACGGAGACGUCGUCCGUGACCUGCCUAGAAGAGCCACCGAGGAUGAUGACGACGACGACGAUGAUGACUUGUUCCUGCAAGUUUCCAAGGAAUUCUUGUUUUAG
Molecule: messenger RNA, 699 nt
Organism: Seminavis robusta
Lineage: Eukaryota; Bacillariophyta; Bacillariophyceae; Naviculales; Naviculaceae
Source: the annotation of a GenBank genome assembly